Molecule: messenger RNA, 516 nt
Organism: Protobothrops mucrosquamatus (brown spotted pit viper)
Lineage: Eukaryota; Metazoa; Chordata; Lepidosauria; Squamata; Viperidae
Product: chorion class A protein L11-like
Exons: 1
Coding region: 1-516 (171 amino acids)
Cellular component (GO): intermediate filament
Molecular function (GO): structural constituent of cytoskeleton
Source: RefSeq, a predicted model, not a curated record
AUGGCUUAUUGUGGACCCGCUUGUGCUGUGCCAUCUUGUGCAUCCGCCCCAGUUGUUGGUUUCGGAUCAGCCGGUUCCAAGGGUCUUGGCUGUGGUCUCGGCUAUGGAGGUUACGGUUUGGGUUAUGGGGGCGGUUUGGGCUAUGGCUGGGGCCAAGGCUGGGGCCACGGCUAUGGAGGUCUUGGUUAUGGUUUGGGCUAUGGCUACGGAUCCGGUGCCUUGGUCGAAAGCUCACGAAGCCUGGGCACCCUGGCCGGAGUCAUCCCCUCCUGCAUCAACCAGAUCCCAGCAUCUGAGGUGACCAUCCAGCCCCCUGCAGUUGUGGUCACCCUCCCUGGUCCCAUCCUCUCCGCCAGCUGUGAGCCCGUCGCCGUUGGAGGCAACACUCCAUGUGCCCCUGGAGGUUUCAGACGCUUCGGUGGCGGUUACUAUGGAGGCCGCCUGGGACGUUUCGGUCGCCGUGGAAGCAUCUGCUCUCUCGGUCGCAGAGGUAGCAUCUGCACCCUCCCUUGUUAA